Messenger RNA from Melampsora larici-populina 98AG31, 737 nucleotides. RefSeq lists its product as uncharacterized. The record is from RefSeq and is a predicted model, not a curated record. Lineage: Eukaryota; Fungi; Basidiomycota; Pucciniomycetes; Pucciniales; Melampsoraceae. The transcript is spliced from 3 exons. The coding region runs from base 18 to 737 and encodes 239 amino acids. Gene Ontology annotation, biological process: rRNA processing; ribosomal large subunit biogenesis. Gene Ontology annotation, cellular component: preribosome, large subunit precursor; nuclear periphery; nucleolus.
AAUUGCGUCCGGAAGACAUGACUGAACAAGAACUUUUACUGUUAGGACAUUCUCAAGCUGAUUCACAAGGAGAAGGAUCACAGUCUGAAGGAAGUGAAGGAGAUAGUGAAAGUGGAAGUGAGAGUGGAUCAGAAGUUGAAGAAGAAGAAGAUCAAAGUGUUAUCGAUUCAGAGGAAGAGGAUGAUGAGGAGAUAGAAGGGAUCGAGUAUGAGAAGAUGCAUGUGGAUUCAGAUAAUGAAGAUUUAGGAGCAAUGGUCAAACGCAAGGUUGUUAAGAAUAACACGAAGGCAUUACAGAAAUUGUUAGAUCUUAUGAAAGAAAAAUCUAGUCUUCAAUUAGAUUUCUUUGAAACUCAAACGAUCCAAUCUACUUCGGCUACUCAAGUUCCAGACGUGAAUGAUGAUAUUGGAUUAGAAGUCGAAUUAUACAAACAAGCACUUCAAGGAGCAAAAGAAGCUUACCAAACUUUUCAAAAAUCAUCCAAAGAAUUCUUUAGACCCAAUGAUUAUUUUGCAGAAAUGAUUAAAUCAGAUGCACAUAUGGAAAAGAUUAGAUUGAAAUUAAUCAGUGAAAUGGAAAAUAUUAAAGCAUCAGAAGAUUCAAAGAAAAAGAGAGAUUUGAAGAAGUUUGGUAAAGCCAUUCAAGUUGAAAAGAAAUUAGAAAGAGAAAAGGAAUCUAAACGAGUUAAAGAAGGGGUUAAAGAAUUAAGAAAAAGUGAAGUUUUUUUUCCCUGUUGA